This is a messenger RNA of Penaeus vannamei (Pacific white shrimp), 2167 nucleotides long. NCBI's taxonomy places the organism in Eukaryota, Metazoa, Arthropoda, Malacostraca, Decapoda, Penaeidae. The record is from RefSeq and is a predicted model, not a curated record.
ACAUCGAAUUCGACAUAGGUUUCGAAUUCGCUAACAAGGAGAGCGACCUGACCGAAGAGGAGAAAAUCGCCCUCCUCGGCAAACCGAAGCUCGGCAACUCGACCCGCACUCAGAUCAGGGUCAAGGAGAACAAGGAAUACAAGAACAUGGUUGACAAGUUGGUGAAGAAGGCCAACGCAUCCCUCCUUGUUGGUACCUCCUCUUGGAAGGAACAGUUCAGUGAAGCCAUCACAGUCCAACCUGAUGAAGAGGGAGAGGAAGAAGAAGAGACUGAGAAGCUGCCCAGCUGUAUGGAUUACGUCAUGCAUUUUGUCACCGUCUUCUGGAAGAUUCUCUUUGCCUUUAUUCCUCCCACGGACCUGCUGCUCGGAUAUCCGACCUUCGUCAUCAGCAUUCUCGGUAUCGGAAUGGUCACUGCCGUUAUAGGCGACAUGGCAUCACAUGUAGGCUGUACUAUAGGCCUUAAGGACACAAUUACCGCUAUUGGAUUUGUCGCGCUGGGCACAAGUGUUCCAGAUACCUUUGCCUCAAAGGUGGCCGCCCAGCAGGAUCCCUACGCUGACGCCUCUGUGGGCAACGUCACGGGCUCCAACGCUGUCAACGUGUUCCUUGGUAUUGGUAUCGCAUGGACCCUGGCUGCUAUCUACCACAAUGUCCAAGGAAGAGACUUUGAAGUCUUGCCUGGCAACUUGGCCUUCUCAGUGACCCUGUUCUGCGUGGAGGCGGCAGUGGCCAUCAUGGUGAUGAUGAUCAGGCGACACCCGAGCGUCGGCGGCGAGCUCGGCGGGCCAAGAAUCCCCAAGAUCGUGACGUCCGCCUUCCUCGCCUUCCUGUGGGUCUUCUACGUGUUCAUGUCCUCCCUGGAAGCCUACGACAUCAUCCCCUCUCUAUGAAUAAUCCGUUCCGGUUGUGAGGACGUCGCAAGGCUGAUGGGCAACGUGCCAUGGCGGGCGACGAGGGUCUUCCGCGCCCUGUGCCCGAGCUUGGCCGGUCAAAAGCAGCGUAGACUAGCUAACCUUUGCCACUAUCCGCCGUGCGGCCCAAGCGGCAGCGUUGUGUGAGUGACUACUAUGUGUGAUGUCCUCCACUAUCACCACCAACACCUCCACCUCUUCCACCACCAAAAUUACAUCCGGUCCUGUGUCAUCCGAAGGGCCUGUUUCUAGCUGUCAUGUCCACUUGCUCUGUUUAUUUUUUUUUCUGUUUUUAUUUAUUUGUAUUUUUAUGAGGCUGGUCGAUCUGCAGCCCCCCUGUGAGCCUGUUUAUACCCUGUGGACGUGACUCACGAGCAUUCCUCACUAACAGUGCCGUACCUCUGUCUCAUCCUAGCACAAAUUUCAGUUUUUGGCAUGGCGGUGCUUGUGGAUGCUACGGGAGACCAUUAAAACGAGGUUAUUACAACAAUAAUCACAUGCAGCGACUAUGACGGAAGCUGCAUGUGGUUACGAUCAAAAAAACAAAUACAAAAUAACACAAAACUAAAAAAAAAAAUAUUUGUACAACUACUUCCUCCUUAAGUGUAAGUAGUAAAUGCAAUGAUAGUCAUGAAUGGUUGCUAUGGUGACAGCAUACAGUGGCUGCUAUGCCACAGCUGUGAAUGGCUAUACUUGGUAGCCUUGUUGCUCUCAUAGCCUCUCUUCUGAUGGCCACCGUGACCAUGUUUACAGUGGUGUGUCGGUCGUGUCUCGGGUCGCCCUCCUCCGUCAAGCGUUGCGAAUCUUGGGGCGACCAAGGCGUCCACUGCCCCAUUCACUCGACUAACACCCAGCACUUUCCUCUUUAAUAAUGGCCUACUCUUACAAACUCUUUUGGAAAAAACGAUUAAAAAAAUCAAUUAAGAAAAGUCUACCCUCAUUCCUUGUAUGUUAUCUUUUAAGUUGUUUUAUUUUUCUGUUUUACCACACGUGGGUUUUGUUUCUGUGGUUGUAUUGUGUGCCAUCAUCCCCUUAGCCCCGCCACUAUGGUUGUGUCUUGUCAUUAAUGCCUCAUUCAUGCCACUGUGGUUGUGCUGUGUCAUUAAUGUGUCAUCCAUGCCACUCUGGCUGUCUCUCGCCGUCAGUCUCUCCUGGCCACCGUGGUUUCUUCUCCAAUUCCUAGUAAAGACUAAAAGCAGUACAAUGAGGCUAGUCAAUGGUUUGCAUAAUUAAAGUAGAAUCAAAAGUUGAAA